Messenger RNA from Soboliphyme baturini, 123 nucleotides. The record is from the annotation of a GenBank genome assembly. Lineage: Eukaryota; Metazoa; Nematoda; Enoplea; Dioctophymatida; Soboliphymatidae.
AUGAUUACCGACGUGCAGCUAGCCGUUUUCGCGAAUGUUUUGGGUGUGACAAUAUUUCUCUUAGUCAUUUUGUAUCAUUACGUGGUGGCGAACGAUCCGAAAAAAAGUAAAGAAAACAAAUGA